AUGUCGCAAGGAACCGAGCCGGACGAAGAUCCGGGAUUAAAGCCAAUGGCUCAGACAACCACUGGUAGUUUUCUUUGCCUCCACACAUCGCCGCCGCUGCACAUAGCCCUGCAUGGAAUGUCGGCCCUGAUCCACACCCGUUUGUCCAAAACGGCCUUCGACCUUUGCCUUGAGCUCCUGGAGGCGGGGGUCAAUGCCCAGGAGCUGGCCAAGGUCGUGCUCCAUGUGCUGGACGUCAAGGAGAAAUCGCAAGCACCUAAAGAAGUCACGACGUCAUAAAAUUAAAACUUUCCUACAGACACGCCGAUUACUCUUAUCGCAUCCGACCUCCUCAGCUCGACCCUCAACCCUGGACGUGAUCACCACGAAGAAAUCCCUUCAGCUAUUCGAUAAGCAAUAUCAGUUAUAAUUGGCACAGACUAUAAACACUAUCAUAAAUCGUUGAUAAUUUGGUA
Molecule: messenger RNA, 455 nt
Organism: Drosophila rhopaloa
Lineage: Eukaryota; Metazoa; Arthropoda; Insecta; Diptera; Drosophilidae
Exons: 1
Coding region: 1-279 (92 amino acids)
Biological process (GO): gamma-tubulin complex localization
Cellular component (GO): gamma-tubulin ring complex
Source: RefSeq, a predicted model, not a curated record